This is a messenger RNA of Beauveria bassiana ARSEF 2860, 1017 nucleotides long. Its product is annotated as ER lumen protein retaining receptor. Gene Ontology annotation, molecular function: ER lumen protein retrieval receptor activity. The coding region runs from base 1 to 1017 and encodes 338 amino acids. Gene Ontology annotation, biological process: protein retention in ER lumen; endoplasmic reticulum to Golgi vesicle-mediated transport. Gene Ontology annotation, cellular component: membrane; cis-Golgi network; endoplasmic reticulum. Lineage: Eukaryota; Fungi; Ascomycota; Sordariomycetes; Hypocreales; Cordycipitaceae. The transcript is spliced from 3 exons. The record is from RefSeq and is a predicted model, not a curated record.
AUGACUAUUUUUCGCAUCCUGGGCGACCUGAGCCACAUGGCGUCCAAAGGAAUCCUCAUCUUUGCCAUUCACAACAAUCGCAGCGCCGAAGGCGUCUCUCUCAUUACGCAGAUUCUCUACGCCCUCGUCUUUUGCACCCGAUACCUCGACCUCUUUCGCACAACUUCAGCAUGGAACGUCAUCUUCAAAAUCGUCUACAUUCUGACUUCAUUCUACAUUCUCGGCGUUAUGCAAUGGGUCUUUCCUCGCUCCCGCGAAAGAGAGCUGUCCUGGAAGCUCGGUGCUAUAAUCCUCGGUGGCUCUGCUGCUCUGUCCCCAUUCGUUAUGCUUGCCUUGAUGGCCAAGGAUAAAUGGGGCUUUUUUUCAUGGAUGUGGUCCUUUUCCGAGAUUCUCGAGUCUGUCUGUGUCCUUCCCCAGCUUCUCCUGCUCCGCCAAACGACUGUCCCUACCGUUAUCGACUCGUUCUACCUCGUUGCGCUCGGCUCCUACCGAGCCCUAUACUGCCUCAACUGGUUCCUGCGCAUGUUUGACGACCACAAGCCAGAGGCUAUUUCAGUCAUUUUUGGCAUUAUUCAAACCGCUCUCUACGCCGAUUUCGCUUGGGUCUACUACACUCGCCAGCGCGUAAAGCUGCGCGGUGGCGGUGUUGUAGAUGCCGACGACUUGCGCAAUGGCUGGCUAGUCCAGCGCAUCUUUGGCCGUACUCUUGGUCAACACAACGAAGAGCACGACGAGGAGGCUGGCCUCAACAAUGACGAGCAGCGCGGCGGCCGGCCCAAGUGGGGAUCCCGUGGCAUCUCAGUCAGCGCCGACGAGGGCGUCUUUGAAGACGAGGAGCAUGGAGAGGGCUCCCAGGGGUUGGAUGACGCCGUGGAUCCUGAUGCCAAGAUGCAGGAUCCUGAUGACCUUGCCAAAGCGCUCGACGACGAUGAUGAAGCUGAAGAUGCACCUCUUCGCGGACAGUCAUCCAGCCAAACGCCAGCUGGUAUCCGUGGGGGUGAUGAGUGGAGAGAUUAG